This is a messenger RNA of Encephalitozoon romaleae SJ-2008, 918 nucleotides long. RefSeq lists its product as hypothetical. The record is from RefSeq and is a predicted model, not a curated record. The transcript has a single exon. The coding region runs from base 1 to 918 and encodes 305 amino acids. NCBI's taxonomy places the organism in Eukaryota, Fungi, Microsporidia, Unikaryonidae.
AUGGCGUACAAAAGAAAGAGAAACGUGAAAAUAGACAACAGUCAACCAUAUUCUAUAUACAAGCCCGGUGUUUCCGAAGCAUCAUCCCUAGAGGAAUACAUUCCUCCAUCGCUUGAUACAGGAAUGGAGGCGGACGAAGAGAAGGAGCUUCAUCUGAAGAAGAUAAUGGAGGGAGAAAAGGGAAGUAUUCCUAUUCCGGUUAUAGUUGAGGUGUACAAUCCUGCACGGGAAGCAUAUGGCAGAUAUACCCCUAGGCGUAGGUAUGUAGAAUGGAGCGGAGAUGCAGAGAAUAAGUAUCUGCUAAGUGAUGAAGACAAAAAAAUAUGCAGAGAGCGCGGAAUAAGCGAAGAGGAAUUUUACAAGCUGUUGUGUACUUUAUCUCGGGAACAAAGACUUGUGGAAGGUAAGGAAGGGCUUAUUAAGAUGUUAUCAUCCAGAGUAUUAAUCAGGAACGAGAACUUUAGUCCGCUUGCCUAUGUAUGCUUUAGAAAAAGAAUCAUCAAGCCCAACAGAAGAAGCAGAAGAAGUGAGGAGCUUUCCAAGGAGAAAGUAGAAAGAAUGUGGAAAGAGCUUUAUCUACUAGAAGUUUUAUGCAGUCUUUAUUGCAAAAGAAAUGAGCUGGAAAGGGACUUGGAGAACGUGGAGUCUAACUUAUUCCAAACAUCUUGUUUACUGAUCAAGAGUAGCUCCAGGAGGGCAAGAAAGAGAAUCGGGAGGAAAGUUCUGAAUAAACAGGGAGGGACAUCUAAGGACGGGCCAAAUGCCACAAAUGGGACUAUUGGGGGUAUUAUAUUUGACAGAACAAGAAUCAGGCUGCUAAGACAAAGAAUCCGGGAAUCCAAGGAGAGAGUACGUAUGGGUGAAUAUGAUUCUGAGAUACAAGCCUACAAAAAGUACAAUGAGCUGUAUAGAAUGUAA